Molecule: messenger RNA, 870 nt
Organism: Lemur catta (Ring-tailed lemur)
Lineage: Eukaryota; Metazoa; Chordata; Mammalia; Primates; Lemuridae
Product: histo-blood group ABO system transferase 1-like
Biological process (GO): carbohydrate metabolic process
Cellular component (GO): membrane; vesicle; Golgi apparatus
Molecular function (GO): glycoprotein-fucosylgalactoside alpha-N-acetylgalactosaminyltransferase activity
Source: RefSeq, a predicted model, not a curated record
CUGCAAGCCGUGAAUGUAUCAAGGAUGGUGUAUCUCCAGCCAGAUCUGCUACUGGCCUCCAGGGAAGAUGCCCUUGUUAUGACCCCUUGGCUGGCUCCCAUCGUGUGGGAGGGGACCUUCAAUAUCGAGAUACUCAAUGAGCAGUUCUGGCUCCAGAAUGCCACCAUUGGAUUAACCGUGUUUGCCCUUGAAAAAUACGUGGAGUCCCUGACGCUGUUCCUAGAGACCGCAGAGGCAUACUUCAUGGUGGGGCACAGGAUAAAGUACUACGUCUUCACCGACCAACCAGAUGAUGUUCCGCUCAUCAGGCUCCGGGAGGGAAGGCAGAUGGUCAUCACUGAGAUCCAGAGCCAUGCCCAUCGCAUGCAGGUGAUCAGCAACUUUUCCCAGGAGCGCUUCCUCGGGGAGGUGGAUUACCUCGUGUGCACGGACGUGGACAUGAAGUUCAGUGACCACGUGGGUGUGGAAAUCCUCUCCUCCUUGUUCGGCACCCUCCAUCCUGGCUACUACGGAGUCAAACGGAGCGACUUUCCCUAUGAACGCCGGCCUGAGUCCCAAGCCUACAUUCCUGAGGAUGAGGGGGACUUUUACUACACUGGAGCCUUAUUUGGGGGGUCAGUGCCAGAGGUUCACAGGCUCACCAAGGCCUGUCACCAGGCGAUAAUGAUUGACCAAGCCAGUGACAUCGAGGCCAUGUGGAAGGAUGAGACCUACUUGAACAAGUACCUGCUGCACCACAAACCCACCAAGGUCCUGUCCCCUGAGUACAUGUGGGAUAAGCAGCUGCUCUUUUUGCCCGUGGUCAUGCAGAAAGUGACAUGAUGAUCUGUGGCUGCUCCGAAGAAUCACCAAGCAAUCGGCAGCCAAUGA